AUGAUUCCCAAUCAUAAAUCAUUAUCAGAAGAAGAAAUAUUGCUGCUUCUCGAAGGUGAUUUAUCUGAUUUGGACCUUGAUACGUCUGAUGUGGAGGAAGAGAUUGAAAAUGCUCAGCAGCAGGACCCUACUACACUAGAUAUACAGUUUCUUCAAGGAAUGGACCUUGAUAUGUUUGAAAUUCUGGACCCAUCUGAAGAUGAUGUUCCUUUAGCUUCAAGAUUACUUGCUGAGCCAAACCUUGCACCAAGUCAUUCAGCUCAGAAAAUUCAGUGUGAUACACACCGGGAUCUUUGGUGGAGAAUGAAGGACAGUGAAGAAGUGGACACAUCAUGUAAUGAAGUUUUUUCUGACCCUCCAGGAGAUGAACUGACACCUUUGCAGUAUUUCAGAACAAUGUGUAGUGAUGACAUUAUCCAGAACCUAGUCGAGCAACGUAAUCUAUACCGCACACAGAAAACAGGUGCUUCUUUAGAUACAAAUGUUCGUGAAAUAGAAAAGUAUAUAGGCAUAAACAUCCUAGCAGGUGUUGUGAAAAUACCUAGUUACAGAAUGUACUGGGCAGAGGCUACAAGAUUUUCUCCAAUAGCUGACUCAAUGCCUAGAAAUAGGUUUGAUAACCCAAGAAAUUAUUUACAUGUGAAUGACAACACUAAAAUGAAACAAAGAGAGGACCCUGAUUAUGACAAGCUGUUCAAGUAUGUAAAAAGCAAACCACACAAGUGGGGUAUAAAAGUUUUUGCUUGUGCUGGUUCUAGUGGAAUUGUGUACAAUUUUAAAAUAUACCGAGGGAAAGGAACUGUACAUAAUGAUACUGGUCUUGGUAUAAAUGGUGAUAUCGUGAUAAGGCUUGUGGAAGGACUGCCAAAAUAUACAAAUUUUAAAGUGUUUACAGACAAUUGGUUCACCUCUUACAAUCCUAUUGCUGCCCUGAAAAACUAUGGCAUUUUUGCUGUUGGAACUGUUAGACCCACAAGACUUCAAGGCUGCAAUCUAAAAGCAGACAGUGAGCUGAAAAAGCAGGGACGAGGAUCAUACGAUUAUCGAAAUGAAACAGAAAGGAACAUCAUAGUGCUGAAGUGGUAUGAUAACAAGUCUGUCGUUCUUGCAUCAUCAUACAAAGGACUGCUGGCUGCCGCCCCCGUGUGGUGUGGAAGUCGAGGGCUGGAGGAACUGUUAGGGAGGCAGAGACAAGUGGUCAUCAUUAGACCCCCAGACGUGUGGCCAAGUGGCACAUAUGUCAUUGUUGUGUCAUAA
Schistocerca piceifrons (Central American locust) is the source of this 1257-nucleotide messenger RNA. Its product is annotated as piggyBac transposable element-derived protein 2-like. Bases 1 to 1257 code for a protein of 418 amino acids. The record is from RefSeq and is a predicted model, not a curated record. The transcript is spliced from 3 exons. NCBI's taxonomy places the organism in Eukaryota, Metazoa, Arthropoda, Insecta, Orthoptera, Acrididae.